AUGCUGUCUCGUUUCUUCAAGCCCUGCCAUGCGCCUGAGCCGCCAACCAGGGCACCAGUAACACACAAAAAUGACAAUCGAUCUCGAUUGGCAAGACGAGCAAAUGUCGAUGUGUGGCUCAAUCGAGAUGGAUUAUCGUUUGAUAUGGUCAUCGGUGGUUGUACCUGUCCUCCAUGUACACUUCGAGAUUUCAUGAACUAUUUGAUAUAUGUGGAGAGGAAUGCCGAAAACCUGCAGUUCUUCCUAUGGCAUCGGGACUACGCUCGACGUUUCUACUUGAUUGCUGAAAGCCAACGACAACUUUCUCCGGAGUGGACCGGUAAAAAGAGCCCAAAGGCAGACGUUCAUGCCGUUCAACCCACCACGAAUGACCAGACACCUCCGUCCCCAGAUGUCACAGCCGUCACUACUGAACCUCAAUCCACCUACACUGCGCCUCCCGGCACCGGUAUUCCAACCUCUGAUGACCCUGAUCGCACAUUGAGAACUCCACCCGUGACGGAUGGACUCGAUUGUGGCUCAAGCCCACCGGCGGAGGAGAUGGGGGCAGAGUACUCUGCAAACGAGGCUGCCAAAAAAACGACUAACGAAGCACCCCAGGCGGCUGAAGAGACAAGAUCAAAAUUCAUCGCACAGCCCUUCCGAAAAGAGAUCAGCAAAAUUUACGCAACAUAUAUCGCUAAUGGCGCCAGUCGGCAGCUGAACUUGACUUCGAAGGAACGUGAAAAUCUCAUGGGAGCCAUGGAGUGCACAACGCACCCAUCAGCGUUCAAGCAAGUGGUGGACCAAGUGGAAUGGACCCUUCGCCACCAUUCACAUCCCAAUUUUAUUCGCUGGACGCUGAAUAAUUGCAACCGCCAUCGUGUCCUCGCUGCUCGCAUUCUCAGUUCUACUACAAUGCUUUUAGGUCUCAUAGCUGGUCUUCUGCCCAUAUUCAGCUCCGCCACAAGGGCCUGGAGAGCGUUGUCGGCGUUAGUCCUCCUGCCUGGCUUGAUUAUAUUUCUCACGUCGUGUAACGGUUCUUGCAUUCUCUUUCUCUUCCUUAACCGCCGCCAUCUUCAUCCCUGGGAACUCUUCUCCGAUGAAGACGAAGAUACCCUAGAAAAGUUAGGAGUCGACUCCAAGGCCUUCGACAGCACCGGUGAAAGCAAUUCCUACGAAGACGAGCCCUGGAUACCCAGAUAUCGGAGACGCAAUUUCUUCGAAAAGGUCUUCGAUCCAGAUACUAGAAUUCAGGACCCGGUUCUUCGUCGCAUGCACUUUAUGAUCCUCCUCCGCAUUUCCAUCGCCUCCGCGGUUAUCACUGCUAUCCUUGUGACUAUAUUCGUCUCUGUGCCUAAGGGGAAUUACUUCUGA
Molecule: messenger RNA, 1356 nt
Organism: Paracoccidioides brasiliensis Pb18
Exons: 4
Coding region: 1-1356 (451 amino acids)
Source: RefSeq, a predicted model, not a curated record